GUGUUUACAUCCAAACCCUGUUCAAUGCCAGAGAUGCCCAACGCUAUAUAGUUGCAAAUGCAAAAACGGCAUCGGAUGGAAGCUUUGACGAGAGACGGUCUCCCUCUCCCCCUAUCAUCUCUGCGUCUGUUGGUUCCUCCACUGCGGCUGGUGUCUGCAGCUCUAUGGCAAGUUGUUCAGCAGAGAGACGUAAUGGACUACGGGUUGGUGGAGGAGUUUGUCACCACUGUGUUGGAGAUAGUUCCUGAUAUGAUGAGUUACAGGGAUAGAGUCCAACUCAUCAUGGGGCUGCGAGCACAGCUGGUUCUGGAGUUGUGUCGCUCUGAUCACCUAGCCAACCCUGAGACCAUCCAGCCACAUCUGAACAGGAUGAAGACCUGUAUCAUCACUCAUAGGGACAAGGAGAUUUCUGAUCCAGAGGUGGAAGCGUCAGAAUCAAACUUCCUGAAGCUGAUUCAAACUCUGCUGGAAGACCCAGUCGAGAAGGAAUACUUCUUUCAGAGUGUGUUUUCAGAGGAAUUUGGCGCCAAGUAUAACUCAGCACUGCAGACUCUGGUGUGGGAGUUCCUCUCCAGGCUGGAGAAGCUGCUUCCAGCACCAACCCUUCAACAGACGGCAUCUUGGUUCCUACCUGACCCCUCUGUCCUGGAGGAGUGUGUGCAGUGUGUAUCCCACCCUCAGCCUUUGAAGACCCUUCUCCAGCACCACAACAAUACAUGUGGACAUGUAGACACCAAUGGUCUGUUUUCUGGCGACAAUCAAAUCCCAAUCGAAGCUGACCCAGAGGUCCAAUCAGAACCUGUGCAGCAAUGUAUGAGCCAUGUCUCAUCUGACAAUGAGUCAGACAUGACCCCUUUGUUGGAACUGGGGAUUGAUUCAGACCGAACUGUGCACAAAGGGGUGGAGCCUGUGCACAAAGGGGUGGAGCCUGUGCACAAAGGGGUGGGGCCUGUGCACAAAGUGGUGGAGUCUACUUCUUUAGAGGUAGGGCAUAUAUACAAUGAAACUACAGAGAAAAAUAUUAAACACAACACACCAGGUAAAGAGCUAGCAAAAUAUAUGCAAAAUAAUACAUAUUUUCACCACCUUAACACUGACAGUGGGCUGAAAAUCCAAGGAAAAGCCCACAGCAGCCAACAGGAAGUGCAGGACAUUUCUAGUUUAUCUACUUCCUGUUGGCUCCAUCAGCCAACAGUGCAGCUGCACAGACUUGACAUUGCUGAUAUGCUUUUACCUGUGACGGAGGUCUAUUCAACACCGAGGAGAGAGAGUCUUCAGAUUGACAAAGUGGGAUCCCAAGGACAGAGAAGAGGACAGGUCAUAUCACAAAAUAGUGAGAGGAAUAUCAAUGAAGAGCCCUCUGAUGGUCAACCUCAGUAUUCUCUGGCCCCUGACCCAUCCCUUACCACAGGGCAGCCUAAAAGAAGCAAGCGUGUCAAAAUAUGCUCCUUGUGUAGAAAGACUUUCAGCGAAGCAAAGGAUUUGACGGCACACAUAAGAUGUCACAAUGAGCAGAGCCCUUCCAAGUGCACCCAGUGUGGACAAGACUUUGAACACCAUGAGGACUUACAGAAACAUCAGCAGAAUGUGUGUGAGGCGGCAGCUCAACCAGAAGAGGACAACAUGUCUACGGCAUCUUUUAAGGAGGAUAACAUGUCUAUGACAUCCGUGGAGGAUCAGACGGAGCUAGCAUGCACGGAGCUAUCAGAGUCGUCCAAAGCCAGGACAUGCCGUGUGUGUCAUAAAACUGUCUAUAGUAGAAAUUAUUUGAGAAAGCACCUGAAAUCCCAACACGGUCAACUCCUGAAGAUACACAAGAAACACAAAACAUUUUUCUGUUGCUCUUUGUGUAAUAAGACCUUUGGAUGCAGAAAUAAUUUAAGAAAGCAUCUGGAAUCCAAACACAGUCAACUCCUGAAGAUGCAUAAGAAACACACAAAUAUUAUCUGUUGCAUUAUGUGUAAUAAGUCCUUUGAUCUUUCUGAGCCAAACAAGUGUGAGGUGAACCAACAGCACCUCCUCAGGAAGGCACAGCCAGAGGCCAACACACUUAUAGCUGCAGUGAUACCACAACCCUCAAGCACUACAUCCCAGAACCCAACAACCUCCAAUGCUCUGCCCAUUCAGGCACAGUUCUACAAUGACUACAGAACAUGUCUUUUGUGCAAUGAAACUUUCGAUACUGCAGAGACCAUGAGAAAGCACCUAAGAUUUCAACACAAUAUACUGUCUUACUUGUGCCACGAUUGUGGGGAAAGUUUCCCAAGCAAAUUAGAUCUUCAGAAACACUCAAAGAAUUGUUUGAGUAUUCCAGAUUCAAGAAAAUGUCAUGAGUGCAGGAAAAUUACUCCUCAAACAACGCAGCCGCAAGCAAACAUUUGUCAGGAGAUGAACCAAAGACAACAGCAACUACCUGCAGGGGGAAAUGAGAUGGAGAUCCCUCAGUCCUGCAACACAGACGUUAAGUCCUUAAAUGACUUGCAGCAAUGCCAGCCAAAUGAGUGGGAGAAGAUUCACUUUCAGAGAGGACAGCAAGACUGGAGUGAGGAGGUUGAUCCAAACCAGCAUCCAGGGGAGGUUGAUCCAAACCAGCAUCCAGGGGAGGUUGAUCCAAACCAGCAUCCAGGGGAGGUUGAUCCAAACCAGCAUCCAGGGGAGGUUGAUCCAAACCAGCAUCCAGGGGAGGUUGAUCCAAACCAGCAUCCAGGGGAGGUUGAUCCAAACCAGCAUCCAGAGGAGGUUGAUCCAGCCGACAGAAGCAGUUGUCUGAUUCCAAGGGAGAAUGGGACAGAGAUUCCCCAGAGCCAUAGCACUUCACCCCAGAACCCAACAACCUUCGAUGCUCCCCCCACUCAGACGCAGCCACCUGGCAUCUCUCCCCCAGCCUCGCUAAAAUCUAGAACAUGCCCUUUGUGCUCAAAAUGUUUUGCUUAUAAAAAGACCAUGAUGCAGCAUCUGAGACGUCAUUCACAGGGUCAGGGACCCUUCAUGUGCACCAUAUGUUCAAAGAGCUUUGGUACCGCCAGCGAUUUGAAGAGACAUCAGGGAAUUAAGAGCGGUUGUGGGCCAAAUCAUCGUAAUCUCGUUGUACCUGAGAAUGUUCCCACAGAACAAAAAACUGUCUUCUCCUGCCCCCAUUGUCAGGGACAGUACACGAGUGAAAAAAAAAUGAAAGCACACAUGGUAUGUCACACAGGAGAUGGGUUCACCUGUAGGUUUUGUGGCAAGAUAUUUGCUGAAGAUAAGAAAUUACGCAAUCAUGUUCGUUCUCAUAUUGACAGACGACAUCUAUGUGACACAUGUGGUAAAGAUUUUACAUCUUUGUCUAACUUGAAAAAACACACACUUGUACACACGGGAGAACAGCCGUACAUUUGCCCAGACUGUGGCAAAAGUUUUAGUCUGAAGGGUAACCUGAAAGUCCAUCAACAGAGUCAUACAGGAGAGCGGCCAUUUGCGUGCACAAUGUGUAAAAUACGCUGUUUCACUCAGACUCAUCUAAAACGGCAUAUGUUGAGGCACACAGGAGAGAAGCCUCAUAAGUGUUUGGCUUGUGGGAAGACAUUUCAACGGAAAAACACAUUGAGGAAACAUCAGCAAGAUUCGUGUUCUUAGUUCUUGGCUUUUACACACUGCCUUCUUGAGAUGCAGACUCAGUCAUACUUUUUUUUCGCUCAACCUUGAUUACAUUUAGUUGAGGACAUUAAUGGCUUGCAAUUGGUUGUAGGUUCUAGUCAACAGACAAGUAGGCAUCCAUCUUUUGCUACUUUAACAUUUUGCAUAUUUGUAAUAUCUAGCAGUUUUGUGUGUGUGUGUGUGUGUGUAAAGGAUAUUGUCAAUGGGUUGCUGUACAAUGCUGACAAAAAUAAUAUAUAUUCUGUUUUGUGUCAAAUGUUGCCUUUUUUUUCUGUCAGCAUUGUACAGCAACCCAUUGACAAUAUCCUUGACAAACUGCAAAUGUAACUCUACAAGAGAGAUUGAAAUAAGCACAACAUAGGUAGACCGUAUGCAUUUUGAAUGUAAACAAGUAUAAAUUCUCACCACUCCAUUUUGUUAUUGUGUUUAACAAUGCUCAUGUGCUGUGACCUUAUUUAAUAUUAUGUAUUGAUUUCUUCUUCAGUCUUUAUGCCAUGUGCACUGCACAGAACACAGGAAGUAUAAUAACUGAAUUAUUGUAAUGUUUGUGUCAGUUUAAUCCUGUAAGGGAUGGAUUGCCAACUGGCAAUUUGACACAAAAAUAAAAUGUCAUUCACCACAA
Molecule: messenger RNA, 4258 nt
Organism: Oncorhynchus kisutch (coho salmon)
Lineage: Eukaryota; Metazoa; Chordata; Actinopteri; Salmoniformes; Salmonidae
Product: gastrula zinc finger protein xFG20-1
Exons: 7
Coding region: 58-3615 (1185 amino acids)
Biological process (GO): regulation of telomere maintenance via telomere lengthening; regulation of transcription by RNA polymerase II; telomere capping
Cellular component (GO): shelterin complex
Molecular function (GO): telomeric repeat DNA binding; DNA-binding transcription factor activity; RNA polymerase II cis-regulatory region sequence-specific DNA binding
Source: RefSeq, a predicted model, not a curated record